CUUCUCGCACGAUACCGUAGAACACAGAACGGCAGGGAUCUCGAGCAAUCCAUAAACCACUUUGAACACGCCUCAGAUAUCUGCCCCGUAGAUCAUCCCUACCGCCCUGCAGCACUGUUCAAUCUUGCCAACGCAAAGCUUGUUAGUUGCCAAGCUGAGGAAAGAUACCUCGACCUCGAUGUCCCUGUCUCCCUGUUUGAAGGCGCCCUCGAAUUGCGUCCCACCGGUCAUCCGGACCGAACGGUCACGCAACUGCAUCUUGCGGUUGCUCUGCUCUCGCGCUUUGCGAAACGGGGAUUUCAAAUGGACGCUGAUGCAGCCAAAGAAGAUGAACCUGGUGCCUUAAAUGAAGUGAUAUCCCUUCAUUAUGAUGCACUAGGAUACUACAACGCCGGGCACACCCGCCGAGGGCAAUUGCUAGGUAAUCUAGCUCUAAUGCUACACACUCGCUUCAAGCGUCGAGGCAGCGACAAAGACUUGGAUCAAGCUAUCGCACUCCAGACGGAGAUGCUGGCUUUGUGCCCGGUCGGCCACACAGAUCGGUCUGUGUCAUUAAACAACCUCGCGAAUCAACUCUCCUCCCGCUUUCACCACCGAAGCAACGGCGAAGACUUGGAUGAGGCUAUCGCACUUUACAGGGAAGCGCUGGCUUUGUGCCCUGUCGGUCACACAGAUCGGUCCAUGUCAUUAAACAACCUCGCGAUUCAACUAUUCUUCCGCUUUUACCACCGAGGCAAUGGCGAAGACUUGGAUCAGGCUAUCGCACUUCAGAGGGAAGCGCUGGCUUUGCGCCCGGUCGGUCACACAGAUCGGUCCAUGGCAUUAAGCAACCUCGCAAAUCACCUCUCCUCCCGCUUUGACCACCGAGGCAACGGCGAAGACUUGGAUCAGGCUAUCGCACUUUACAGGGAAGCGCUGGCUUUGUGUCCGGUCGGUCAUACAGGUCGGUCCAUGUCAUUAAACAACCUCGCGAUUCAACUAUUCUUCCGCUUUUACCACCGAGGCAAUGGCGGAGACUUGGAUCAGGCUAUCGCACUUCAGAGGGAAGCACUGGUCUUGCGCCCGGUCGGUCACACAGAUCGGUCCAUGGCAUUAAACAACCUCGCGAUUCAACUAUCCUCCCGCUUUGACCACCGAGGCAACGGCGAAGACUUGGAUGAGGCUAUCGCGCUUCACAGGGAAGCGCUGGCUUUGUGCCCGGUCGGUCACACAGAUCGGUCUGUGUCAUUAAACAACCUCGCGGGUCAACUCUCCUCCCGCUUUGACCACCGAGGCAACGGCGAAGACUUGGAUCAGGCUAUCGCACUUCAGAGGGAAGCACUGGUUUUGUGUCCGGUGGGUCACACAGGUCGGUCCAUGUCAUUAGACAACCUCGCGGCUCAAAUCUCCUCCCGCUUUUGCCACCAAGGCAACUGCGAAGACUUGGAUGAGGCUAUCGCGCUUCACAGGGAAGCGCUGGCUUUGCGCCCGGUCGGUCACACAGAUCGGUCCAUGUCAUUAAACAACCUCGCGAUUCAACUCUCCUCCCGCUUUGACCACCGAGGCAACAGCGAAGACUUGGAUGAGGCUAUCACGCUUCACAAGGAAGCGCUGGCUUUGCGCCCGGUCGGUCACACAGAUCGGUCCAUGUCAUUAAACAACCUCGCGAAUCAAUACUCUUCCCGCUUUCGCCACCGAGGCCACGGUGAAGACUUGGAUGAGGCUAUCGCACUUCAGAGGGAAGCGCUGGCUUUGCACCCGGUCGGUCACACAGGUCGGUCCAUGUCAUUAGACAACCUCGCAAUUCAACUAUCCUCCCGCUUUCGCCACCGAGGCAAUGGUGAAGACUUGGAUGAGGCUAUCGUACUUCAGAGGGAAGCGCUGGCUUUGCGCCCGGUCGGUCACACAGAUCGGUCCAUGGCAUUAAACAACCUCGCAAAUCACCUCUCCUCCCGCUUUGACCACCGAGGCAACGGCGAAGACUUGGACGAGUCACGAGAGAGCCUACUCUGUGCAUUGACGUUGUUGACGCAGCAUGAUCCUCGUCAAUUGACGGUCCAUCGAUCUAUAGCCAAGGUCUAUCUAUUAUUCCAUCGUUCAGAGCUUGACGGCACCGGUGCUGGCUUAAGUACAGAUAGUCUGGAUGCUUUCAUGCAUCAUUUGAAGGCAGCGACAAAUAUUGUCUCUGCAGGCUUGCUAUCCCGCCUGCGGGCAAGUCUACUUUGGGUGCGCCAUGCUCGUCAACAUUCACAUGGUACUCAACUGGAGGCUUAUGCGACUUCUAUGCAACUUCUGGACGCUUACAUGUCUGCGACAGCCUCCGUAUCAUCUCGUCAUAAUGCCAUGAAGGAAUUCCCAAGUACACUCGCUGUGGAUGCUGCAUCGUGUGCUCUUCGUAGUGGUGACAUGGGUCGCGCUGUCGAGUUGUUGGAGCAAGGCAGGACCAUCAUCUGGACCCAGAUGGCUCGACUCCGCAAGCCUUUUGACGGGCUCCAGACUUGCGGCGAUCAUGCAGCGACUAUGAAGAAAUUCACAGACCUCAGCUCCCUCCUUGGUAAACCUCCUCCAAGCCAUCCAGAAGGGACCCCAAGAGUAGAUGUGGAAGCAGAAGCCACCCGGCACAGACGUCUAGUGGAGGACUGGAAUGGAACUGUGGAAGAGAUCAGGAAGAUCGAGGGCUUCUCUCGUUUCCUGCUUCCCCCUUUGUUCUCCGAUCUUCAAGAUGCAGCUCGUGAUGGGCCCAUCAUCAUGCUCAUCGCAAGCAAAUCGUCUUGCGAUGCCAUUAUUAUCCCGCACAAGCAACCUCCCACUAGCAUUCAGCUCCCUACCGAUAUUCAGAAACUCGUCAAAUUAGUAAACACAUUCCAAGAGGCAGUUGACAAAGAGACUGGGGACCAACGAGCGCUGAAAGAAGCUUUGAAAAAGUUGUGGGACAAGGUCGUCGGCCCAGUGGUAGAAAAUUUGGGCGGAUUGGUACGACUAGGUUCCCGAAUAUGGUGGUGCCCGACGUCUGUCUUCAGUUUCUUGCCGUUGCAUGCUGCUGGCGAGUACAGAGAGAGGGGAAAUUUUCUUUCGCAGCUGUAUAUCUCCUCAUACACCCCAUCUCUCACUGCGCUGAUAAAGGCUCGCGCAAGUUGUGACAGACCCACGUCGAUGCCCUUCGUCGCCAUUGGUCAGAAUUGCCCACCCGGUGCCUCUUUCACUUUGGAUGCUGUGGAGCCUGAGCUGGAAUUGGUGCGGGAACUUUUGCCUCCUGCCCCAACUGUCUCCUUCUCCAAGAUAACCAGUGUUGAUGCCACGAAAUCGAGAGCAUUGUGCGCAUUGCGCGAAAAUACUUGGUUCCAUCUUGCAUGUCAUGGGACACAGGAAUUUGACGAACCCUUCAAGUCGGCCUUUCUUAUGCGCGACCAGCCUCUUUCGCUCCUCGAUAUUGCACAAAUGGAUCUGUCUCAACAUCAUUUUGCCUUUCUUUCUGCCUGUGAAACCGCCGUCGGUGACUUCAGUACGCCCGACGAAGUGAUACACCUAGCGGCUGGCCUGCAAUUUGCUGGGGUUAGGAGUGUCGUCGGGACGUUGUGGAAGGUCAACGAUGAUACUGUGCAGCGCUUAGUCAAGGCAUUCUAUGAAAGGUUUUGCAAGGGUGGCACAAUGAAUCCCAAACGAGCUGCCCAAGCGCUGCACGGAGCGGUCCAGUCGUUGGCUAGUGACGUAAACAUACCCUUGGCCCAGCGCAUAGUGUUCGUGCAUAUUGGCAUAUGAUCAAUUUCUCAUGGCUACGCGCAACCUAUUGCCAAGGACUUCGAUAUUGCGGACUUUGAGACUGUAUACCUACACGAUAUGUACACCAAAUGAAGACAAGUAGCCGUUCGGUAUGUUUUCGGAAUUGAU
Messenger RNA from Suillus bovinus, 3867 nucleotides. RefSeq names its product TPR-like protein. The transcript has 4 exons. The record is from RefSeq and is a predicted model, not a curated record. The coding region runs from base 304 to 3738 and encodes 1144 amino acids. Gene Ontology annotation, molecular function: protein binding. Lineage: Eukaryota; Fungi; Basidiomycota; Agaricomycetes; Boletales; Suillaceae.